AUGUUCAAGCAGAUGCAGCCCGCCGCUCAAGUCGAUUCAAUGAUCCCGUCACCCGAAUUUCCCAUAAGAAAAGCAUUUCACUGCCUUCCCAGGACCUCCAUCACAGCAGAUGCUUGUCAUGGCGCCAGGAAAGACCCAGGACCUGUCUAUGAGACAAAUGAAGAGGCCGAGAACAACACGCACUUCAGACGGCGAGUCCUCAUUGAUAAUGUCAGCCGAUGGGCGGACUGGAGAACAUGUCCGCCUAAGGAACUCCCAGACUCCCCGGAGCACUCAUCAUCGGAUGGAGAGACACGAGGCGAAGAGGAGACAGACACCAUGGAACUUGCCAACGGCGAGGUUCCAUCAGAAGCUGGCCUUCCGGCGCUUCUGUCAUCAGCGCCGCAGUCGAGCCUCGACACUCAAACCAAUGAGAGACUGAGCGGCUCCACGAAGCAUCAGCACGAGACCACGGCCGGCCUGGAGAGCAAGAUGAAUGCCCUAUGGAGCAUGGUUGAUAGCCUUGGAGUACAACUUGUGAAAGUUCGUCCGGACAGAUCGUUGCUCAUUGGCAGCGAGAUUGACGAGAUUUUGGACCGUCUUGUCAAUCUCGUUGUCAAUGUCGACAGUACAAGGUCUAUGGCACAAGAGACCAAAGAGUUGAGCUCGGAGGCAAAAGGCGAGAUUUCGUAUCACCUUGUCCGUGCUUUUACGCAUAAUAUCGUUGUCACAGAGAACUUUAGCAAAAAUGAGAAUGAUACACCCCGUCUUUCCCAUAGGGUCAUGUCUACUUGGUUAGAAUUGACACAGGGUGGACGGGCAACGCUCAUUGAUAUCAACUCCUACCUGAAGGAGGGGGCUUGUGCAUUUGGGAUCUGUUAUGACCUUGCCAGGGAUGGGAAUGGCCGUCACACUUUAAGUGAUUGGACAUACAUUCCAGGCAUUGCUGUUGCCAAAUGGCGGUCCGAAUUCAAGUCGAACGUCACCUUCUACGAGAUCCUAAACACAGAUGUCGAGCGCAGUACCAGACAGUAG
This is a messenger RNA of Fusarium odoratissimum NRRL 54006, 1014 nucleotides long. RefSeq lists its product as uncharacterized. The record is from RefSeq and is a predicted model, not a curated record. Lineage: Eukaryota; Fungi; Ascomycota; Sordariomycetes; Hypocreales; Nectriaceae. The transcript is spliced from 2 exons. The coding region runs from base 1 to 1014 and encodes 337 amino acids.